CAUGGCUCCAGAGAGUGGUGGAGAAGUGCAGAACAAUGAAGCAGCAGCAUCCUCCCUCUCCUCCUCCUCGUCAUCACCAUGACUGUAAAUAAAAAGGUUUCUGCAAGGAGGAUUCCUCUGCUUCUGGACGCGGUUCAACACUCACCUCUCUCCUCCUCCUCCUCCUCCUCCUCCUCUUCCUCAAACCAGUUUGCAUACUGACUUCCGCCCCUCUCCCUCCCUCUGCACUAGUCUGCAUCGAGCCGGCGAGCAGCUGAUCUGACAGACAGGAGAGGAUACAGUAUCACACCGAGGAGAAGAAGAAGCUGACUUAACUUCAUUUAGAAAGUGUGCGCGGAUCUAGGUCGGGGACGGAUUAGAGGAGGAAAACGAGAGGAAGAAGAAGAGGAAGCGUGUUUUUUUUGUCAUGCCAUGGGAUUUGCUACUUUCGUGUGAAGAGGCGGAACCUAUGAGACGCUCAAUAUGCUGAAGCUGUACCCGGUGUUUGUAUACUGUACGUGGAAGUACAGAGACUAUUUGCUUCCAACUCACAGGCCUACGUUAAGGAUUUAAUAUUUUUUAUUUUAUUUAUAUAUCUCACGGAUAGAAAAAACAUUUUUUUCACAGGGAAUUCCUUCUGAUCAGGCUUUUUUUUUUUUUUUUAUUAGGUAAUAUUUAAAAUCAAAUUGGAUAUGGGGGACUGCUGUCACCCCUCUGAAACAGACAUUAGUCUUUUUUGAAAGGGGGUCUUAUUACAAAGUAGUUUGACCCAGGAUGAACUAUUAUUUUGUAUUUUUUUAUUAUUUUAGCCUGUAGCAAACUACUGCAGGAUUUUUUUUUUGCAUUUUUCCAGGUGUCUAUUUUCCCCCAUAUUUCUGCUUUAAAAAAAAAAAAAAAAAAAAGACUUUUUUUAUUUAUUUAUUUAUUUUUUUUGGCUGGUGUUUUCCAGUCUGAACCUGACAUUUUUUUUCUUUUUUUUUUUCCUCGGGAUUGCCCCAGUCAUCAUCAUCAUCCCCUCCACACAGUCCCACACCACGGAUACUAGCUUUCCUCACCUCCACCAUGAGUUACAUCUACAAGGUAUUGAAUGUAUUGCUACGUGGACUCGUCAUCUAUGCGGUACUGGGCUUGGAGUGCACUUACUCGAAUGAUCUACCCAGCCACUCUCAGUCUGAUGCUGCGAAUGUAGCCACCACAGACCCCUGUCUCAUAGUGAUGCCGCCAUGCAUGGGCGACGACGACCGCUUCAGUCUGGAGGCGCUGCGGCACAUCCACAAACAGCUGGACGACGACAAUGACGGGGGAAUAGAGGUCAACGAGAGUGUGGAGUUUAUAAUAGAAGACAUGAAGCAGCAGCAAACCAACAAACACAGCAACCUGCACCAUGAAGACCAGCACAUCACCGUGGAGGAGCUGUGGAAGGGCUGGAAGACCUCUGAAGUCCACAACUGGACCGUGGAGGAUUCGGUGCAGUGGCUGAAGGAGUCGGUGGAGCUGCCGCAGUACGAGACGAACUUCCGGGACUUCCGGGUCACGGGGAACACGUUACCUCGAAUAGCGGCAAAUGAACCGUCGUUUAUGUCGAUGCAGCUGAAGAUAUUAGACCCGCGGCAUAAACAAAAACUAAACCUAAAGGCACUAGAUGCAGUGCUUUUUGGCCCUCCUCUUCGUGCACAACAUAACUGGAUGAAAGACUUCGUCCUGAUGGUUUCCAUAGUGAUUGGUGUCGGGGGCUGCUGGUUUGCAUAUGUGCAGAACAAGUCCAGCAAGGUGCACAUCUCUCAGAUGAUGAGGGAUCUGGAGAGCCUGCAAAACGCUGAGCAAAGCCUCUUAGACCUGCAGAGCCGGCUGGAAAAGGCUCAGGAGGAGAACCGGACGGUGGCCGUGGAGAAGCAGAACCUCGAGCAGAAGAUGAGGGACGAGAUCAACGGCGCCAAAACGGAGGCUCACCGGCUCCGAGAGCUGCGAGAGGGCGCCGAAUGUGAGCUCAGCCGGCUCAAAUACGCUGAGGAAGAGCUAGUACAGGUGCGAAAGGCCCUGAAGCGAGCGGAGAAGGAGAUGCAUUCGGAGCGGUCGGUGCCUGAAGCGCUCCAGAAGUGGCUCCAGCUCACACACGAGGUGGAGGUUCAAUACUACAACAUCAAGAAACAGAAUGCGGAGUUUCAGCUGUGCGUCGCCAAAGAAGAGGCAGAGAAAAUAAAGAAGAAAAGAGGUUCUGUGUUCGGAACCCUUCAUGUAGCCCACAGUUCAUCACUGGAUGAGGUGGACCACAAGAUACUAGAGGCAAAGAAAGCUCUAUCAGAGGUGACGGCGUGCCUGAGGGAGCGGCUGCACCGCUGGCAGCAGAUUGAGAAGCUUUGCAACUUCCCCGUAGUCAAUAACUCGGGGCUGCCGAGCCUGACGGCCAGCCUCUACUCAGACCACAGCUGGGUGGUCAUGCCGCGAGUCUCGGUGCCUCCCUACCCCAUCGCAGGAGGAGUGGAUGACCUGGACGAGGACACGCCUCCCAUCAUUCCGCAGUUCACAACGGCCACGAUGAUCCGGCCCUCGCUGACCCGCAGCAGCAGCCUGUGUCGUUCCCGCCGGAGCCUGAUGAGCUCGCCGCAGUCCUCGCUGAUGUCCCCGGACCCCGACCUGCUGUCCAUGGCCAGCUCGUCCCUCUCCUAUCGCCCCGAGGCAGACGACGAACAUAUCUUGUUCAGCUCGGAUAGGAGGGGGUAUGUAGCGGUGGCCGGAACGCCGCGGAAUGGUUUUACAGUUUGGACUCACAGGGAUUCGGUUCAGGAGUGCGGCUCCGACACAGACUCUCUCAACUCUUCCAUGAGCCGCAAGCAGCUGCACAACCCCUGCACACCGGGCUCGGACACCCCGUACCGCAAGAUCUCCCGCGAGGAGAUGAUGCUGUUCAGUCCGGAGCUUCCCGCGUCCACCACCUCCACCUCCACCACCCACACCAGCAGCAGCAGCAGCAGCAGUCUCAGGGACUCCACGCCUCCUCCUCUGCCUCCCACCCCGGCCACCACCCCCACCGGCCCGCCCUCCACCUCGCCUUCCCCGGCCUUGGAGCACCACCCGUUUGCACAACACAGAGGCUCGCCCGACCUCACCCGCUUACCCGAGUCCCAAAGUGUAACCUUCUCACAGGGGAGCGCCACCUCUCCGACGGGCAAGGGCGUGUACAACGGCAUCCUGGAGAAGUCCUACAGCUACGGCCAGCUGCCCGCGAGCAUGCUGCCCAACGUGGGGCGUUACCCGUCUCUUACCUCCCUGGACUCGGAGGGCCGGAGCGUGGGAAGGGAACACAAGCUCCAGAGCACCUCCUCCCAGGACUCCAGCGACAAUGGAGAGAAAAUCAAGCGCUCCUCCUCUAAAAUCAAAAGCUUAUUUAAGAAGAAAAAAUAAAACUUGCAGAGUGAGAUAGUGUAUGAGAGAGAGAAAAAUAAAAAUAUAAAGUGUUGUUUUAGCCCUAAUACUAAAAAGAUGGACAUCACUGUAAGCUAAAACAUUUCAUUUCCUCUCGUUUUUUCUUCUUUUUUGUCGUCAGACGGAAUGUAGCUCAGUCUGGGUGCCUUUAAACGCCUCAGGCUGGUAUUUUUCAAUAAUGCCUUUUUAUUUAGUUCACUCAUAGCCUCACAGGGAAGCCUGCAAAGGUCAAGGAAAAGUCAAUGAAAGGUCAAAAGGUCAUGAUAGUUGUCAUCCAGACAGCCAAAACACAUGACCUGUUCACUGUCUUCUAAAUAUUUUGGUUUGAACCAAAAAGUCACUAUGUGUAAGGGUUUAAAGGUGCAGUCCAUAAAUGUUUGUUUGCUGUUCCUACUGAAAGUAUUAAAUCACACUUUCAGUAGUGACAGCAUCACAUGCAUAUCACCAAGAAAAAACAGCUCGUAAGAUUUCUUAAAAAUGCAAUUUUUGACAGUUUCUUUUUAAGUGUCGCCAUUCAAAUUAUGGAUUGCAUCUUAUGAAGUGUUCGAGUCCUAAACUCACGUACUUGAUUAAUUUCCUUUUUGAAAAAAAAAAAAAAAAAAAUCCUGCUAAAAGUUUGUUGCACUACUGCUUUCCUGAUAUUUUUUGGGAAAGAGCCGCUGCUUGCGGAGUACAUAUUGAAUAAAGAUAUAUAGAGAUGAGCGAAAUACAUGGGCAGCGGCAGUGGAGAUGCAGCACAUAAUGCCAGAGCCAAAAUUAUCUGACGCAUCUUCAAUGCCACUACUUAUGCGGGUCUCAAUAUAUAUAAAUAUAUAUAUAUAUACUUUGUUUUCACAUGAUUAUGUUCUUAUAGAUGUUUUUAAAAUAGAUUUAUAUUGGUGGGGGUUCCUACUGUAUGAACUGAUCUUUACUGAAGAAGAAUAUGCAGACUUAACCCGCACCGGUCAUUUCCCCUAUAACCUUGCUGUCCCUUAUUACUUGAUUAACUGUGUCCUGUAGCCAUACCCACAUACCAUUUCCAUUCUUUGUCUUAAAUACCUUGUCCCCCUUGUAAAAUUUGGUGUCACUACCAGAUUUUGGUCAAAUUGUCAGUGCAAAUAAUUCUUUUUGUGGUUGGAGUGCCAGAUUUAUUUAAGGAUACGCGAGUGGCAGGAAGUCUAAAACAGACUGUACGCUGACGAUGUGGCCGUCUUUGUUUCCAGACAAAACACUAAGGAUUAUCUGCUCAAUAAAGGAACUAUUUGAUCCAGAUCUGAUUGAUGCCCCCAACACCUGCCCCCCACCCUCUUACCACACACUAAGCUCGAAGCCGACCCAUGCAAUACGGUCCCGUUCCUGUUCCUCACCUCUGGGCCCGCGCCGAGCGCACUGAUGUCAAGAGCUCCUGCUUCACACUGUGAUUUCUGCCUUCUUCCCUUCAUCCUGGACCUGGCUGUCACUGCUGCAGUUUAACACGACGGGGGGGUUAAAUGUCAGGGGGGGUGAUGACGCCGUGUACGAGGUGUGUCUGGGCGACAGGACGACACGAGGAUCCAGUGGCCUCUGUUUUUAGAAAAUAAAUAUAUUUAGACGGUUGUGGCAAUACAGCACACGAUGAAGGAAACAGAAGACAGAACUGCAAGACGAGGAUAUAUGAAUGUUUACGAGACAUUAGGGUUUUUUUUGAGAACAUUUUGUGUGUGAAUAUUUGUAUACUGUAGAAGAAUUAAUAAAAAAAAUGGAGGAUGGAAA
Molecule: messenger RNA, 5133 nt
Organism: Sebastes umbrosus (honeycomb rockfish)
Lineage: Eukaryota; Metazoa; Chordata; Actinopteri; Perciformes; Sebastidae
Gene: stim2b
Product: stromal interaction molecule 2b
Exons: 12
Coding region: 1042-3381 (779 amino acids)
Biological process (GO): intracellular calcium ion homeostasis; activation of store-operated calcium channel activity; store-operated calcium entry
Cellular component (GO): plasma membrane; endoplasmic reticulum
Molecular function (GO): protein binding; calcium channel regulator activity; calcium ion binding
Source: RefSeq, a predicted model, not a curated record